CAUCCUCCCUUCUUAUAGUCAGCCCUGUGCUGAGCAAUGGGACUCUAGGGAUGAAUCUGAUCAUUUCCUGCUUGUGAGUAGUCUCUAGUCUGCUGGGAAGACAGACCUGGACCCAUAUGAGGACAACACAAUGUGCUCAGAACUGUAUCAGAAAAGUCAGAGAAUUCUUUCCUGAAGAGUUGACAUGGGCUGGGUACUGAAGGCUACUACUUGAGAGUUAGGAGUGAGCCAUUUGGGAGGCAAGAAGGCACUCUAAGCAAAAGCACAGCUUAGGCAAAAGUUUGGGUAUGUGAAAAUACAUGGGCUGGGCAGGGCAAGAGAGGUGGAGGGAAAUAUGAGUUUACUCUAUGUUUGGUAUAGAGGACCAAGGGGAGGGGUGGGCAGGAGUCAGGGUGUGGCAGGCCUUGAACAUCAGGCUAAAGAGUUCCUACUUCCUUCCUAGUAUGAUGGGGAACUGGGAAGGGUUUCUAAGCAGGGGAGCCAGCUGUCAGAUUUGGGUUUGAAAGUGAUCCCUCUGGAUUAGUCAGAAUCAGGAGAUUGGCUCAGCCCUACUCCCUAGAUCAAGGCUGAAGGGUGAGCAAUUUUAGGGGAUGAAAGGAGAGAUUUUGAGUCUGGGGCACUGGGGCAGGGAUGGGAGCUAAGGCCCAGGAAAGAGUGCCCCUGAACUUGAAAGUGACCAACUUCACUAGAUGAGCUUUCGGCCUUGAUGUGACCUGACUCAGCUAAAUGAAGCUGGGGAGGGGAGAAAAGACCUGGGGGAGUUGUCGGCUCACUGCUCCUGAGGUAACCAUUAAUCCCUCUCCUGGGGAAAUCCAGGGGCUGGUCCCUAGAGGGACAUAUCCUAGGCAGAAUGGAGGAACACAUGGAGGCAGGCUCCGCACCAGGACUGGGAAACCAGAGGGUCCUAAUUAACAACCUUGCUGACAUCCUGGUCAUUGCUGCUUAUUUCCUGCUGGUCAUUGGUGUCGGCUUGUGGUCCAUGUGCAGAACCAACAGAGGCACCGUUGGCGGCUACUUCCUCGCGGGACGAAGCAUGGUGUGGUGGCCGGUCGGGGCCUCUCUCUUUGCCAGCAACAUCGGCAGUGGCCACUUUGUGGGCCUCGCAGGGACCGGUGCUGCAAGCGGCUUGGCUGUGGCUGGAUUUGAGUGGAAUGCGCUGUUCGUGGUGCUAUUGCUCGGCUGGCUCUUCGCGCCCGUGUACCUGACUGCGGGUGUUAUUACCAUGCCACAGUACCUGCGCAAGCGCUUCGGAGGCCAUCGUAUUCGCCUCUACCUGUCAGUGCUCUCGCUUUUUCUGUACAUCUUCACCAAGAUUUCGGUGGACAUGUUCUCCGGGGCAGUAUUCAUUCAACAGGCUCUGGGCUGGAACAUCUAUGCCUCCGUCAUUGCCCUUCUGGGCAUCACCAUGAUCUACACUGUGACAGGAGGGCUGGCAGCGCUGAUGUACACGGAUACUCUGCAGACUUUCGUCAUUCUUGGCGGGGCCUUCGUCCUCAUGGGUUACGCCUUCCACGAGGUGGGCGGGUAUUCGGGGCUUUUCGACAAAUACUUGGGGGCAAUGACGUCGCUGACGGUUUCUGAGGAUCCGGCUGUGGGCAACAUCUCGAGUUCCUGCUAUCGACCUCGGCCCGACUCCUACCACCUGCUCCGGGACGCUGUGACAGGGGACUUGCCGUGGCCUGCACUGCUCCUGGGUCUUACCAUCGUCUCAGGCUGGUACUGGUGCAGCGACCAGGUCAUUGUGCAGCGCUGUCUGGCCGGGAAGAACCUGACUCACAUCAAGGCGGGCUGCAUACUGUGCGGCUACUUGAAGCUGAUGCCCAUGUUCCUCAUGGUCAUGCCAGGCAUGAUCAGCCGCAUUCUUUAUCCGGAUGAGGUGGCGUGCGUGGUGCCCGAGGUGUGUAAGCGUGUGUGCGGUACUGAGGUGGGCUGCUCCAACAUUGCCUACCCGCGGCUGGUCGUGAAACUCAUGCCCAAUGGUUUGCGUGGACUCAUGCUGGCGGUCAUGCUGGCUGCGCUCAUGUCCUCACUGGCCUCCAUCUUUAACAGCAGCAGCACGCUUUUCACCAUGGAUAUCUACAUGCGCCUGCGGCCCCACGCAGGGGACCGUGAGCUGCUGCUAGUAGGACGGCUCUGGGUGGUGUUUAUUGUGGCUGUGUCAGUGGCCUGGCUACCCGUGGUGCAGGCAGCGCAGGGAGGGCAGCUCUUUGAUUACAUCCAGGCAGUGUCCAGCUACCUGGCGCCACCUGUGUCUGCUGUCUUUGUGCUGGCGCUCUUUGUGCCCCGUGUCAAUGAGAAGGGUGCCUUCUGGGGACUGAUUGGGGGCCUGUUUAUGGGUCUGGCACGCCUUAUUCCCGAGUUCUCCUUUGGCUCGGGCAGCUGUGUACGACCCUCCACAUGCCCAGCACUCUUCUGCCGUGUGCACUACCUCUACUUUGCCAUUGUGCUCUUCGUCUGCUCUGGCCUCCUCAUCCUUGUAGUAUCACUGUGCACAGCACCUAUCCCACGCAAGCAUCUCCACCGCCUGGUUUUCAGUCUACGGCACAGCAAGGAGCAGCGGGAGGACCUGGAUGCCGAUGAGCUAGAAGGUUCAACUUCACCGCCUGUACAGAAUGGGUGUCCUGAACAUGCAGUGGAGAUGGAGGAGCCCCAGUCCCCAACACCGGGCAUGUUCCGCCGGUGCCUGCUCUGGUUCUGUGGAAUGAGCAGGAGUGGGGCAGGUAGUCCCCCAGCACCUACCCAGGAGGAAGUGGCUGCAGCAGCCAGGCGGCUGGAGGACAUCAGUGAGGACUCGAGUUGGGCCCGUGUGGUCAACUUCAAUGCCCUGCUAAUGAUGGCCGUGGCCACGUUCCUCUGGGGCUUUUAUGCCUGAGGCCAACCGUGUUGGACACCAUGAGCCACUGCCAGGGCAGGGCUCAGCUUCACAAUGAAUGGGAGUGGGGAGCCUGCAGUGGUGAGAAGGGAGUAGGGCAGGGAGAGGGAGGGGGAAGGCCCUGGUUCCCUUUCUCUCCACUGCCAGGGGCCCAGUCUACCUGACUGGCAGUCAUAGCCCACGAGGCCUUGGCCAAACUGCCACAGCAGUUCCCCUAAGCAAAAAUAAAGCUGCUGUUCCCACAUUG
Molecule: messenger RNA, 3119 nt
Organism: Prionailurus viverrinus (fishing cat)
Lineage: Eukaryota; Metazoa; Chordata; Mammalia; Carnivora; Felidae
Product: transforming growth factor beta-1-induced transcript 1 protein
Exons: 14
Coding region: 851-2872 (673 amino acids)
Biological process (GO): muscle structure development; transmembrane transport; actin cytoskeleton organization
Cellular component (GO): filamentous actin; plasma membrane; Z disc
Molecular function (GO): D-glucose:sodium symporter activity; actin binding; muscle alpha-actinin binding
Source: RefSeq, a predicted model, not a curated record